AUGGACAGUUGGGAGGAUGGUGGCGGUCGCGCGGGCUGGGAUGAGGAGGAGGACGAGCAGCAAGAGGAACUGGCGUCGCAUACUGUGACACCGUCCGUGCAAAAAGAACAGUCUAUUUUGAAACACAGGGAAGCGAUUUUCAUUCUUGCUGGAAAGAUUCUUUUAACGGAAAGCUCGUGUAUCUGGAGCUGCGCGGAGCGGAACAGCAGCAUCUCCAUUCCAUGGCCUAGGGUGGGAGUGCAAGCCAUUUCAUCCGCUCCGGUGCAAGGAAUCUACGUAAUGCUGGACAUAAAUCUCGUAUGGCCUGGCUUCUACCAAGGCCCCCCAGAGAACAACGGAAAUGCGCAUCUGGAAGAUGAGGAGGGCGAAAAUGACGAAGGCCACGAAUCGGACGCUUCGGAGGCGGCCAUGACAGAGAUUUGGUUUUUGCCCAGCAGUAGUCAAAUAUUGGACGAAUUUUGCGGUGCCAUGCGCGAAUGCCAGAGUCUGAAUCCGGGUUCGGACGUCAGCGAAGACGAGGAUUACAUGGAAGCCGAGGUGGAUGAUUUGCCGGAAGUUGGCGAAAUGCGAAACUUACAGCUGGACGACGACGAUAAAUUCGCGGAAUGA
Molecule: messenger RNA, 609 nt
Organism: Anopheles bellator
Lineage: Eukaryota; Metazoa; Arthropoda; Insecta; Diptera; Culicidae
Product: methylosome subunit pICln-like
Exons: 4
Coding region: 1-609 (202 amino acids)
Biological process (GO): mRNA cis splicing, via spliceosome
Cellular component (GO): cytosol; spliceosomal complex
Source: RefSeq, a predicted model, not a curated record